CUAACUGAUGGGUAUCUCGAAACACCGAUCGAUUGGGUACCGGGAGCGCCGAACAUGAGACUACGAGACUUCCCGAGCUUCAUUCGAACGCUGGACCCCGACGAGUUCAUGGUGCACUUCGUCCUGCACGAGACGGAGCGCACCCCCAUGGCGUCUGCUGUCCUCCUCAACACGUUCGACGAUUUCGAGCGCCCGGCGCUCGAAGCCAUGGCGGCUAUCGUGCCGCCCAUCUACACCAUCGGCCCCCUCUCCCUCCUCGCCCGACGCAUCCCCCACGGCCCACUCAGCUCCGUGGGCUCCAACCUGUGGAAGGAGGAGCCCGCUUGCUUAAAAUGGUUGGAAAACAAAAGGCCCGGGUCCGUUGUCUACGUGAACUUCGGUAGCAUAACGGUCAUGACGAACCAGCAACUGAUAGAGUUCGCGUGGGGGCUCGCGAAUAGCGAGUACGAGUUUCUGUGGAUCAUCAGACCCGACCUUGUUAAGGGCGACGCCGCGGUGCUCCCGCCGGAGUUUGUAGAGGGGACGAAGGAGAGGGGGCUCAUGGCGAACUGGUGCCCGCAGGAGGAAGUGCUUCGCCACCCCGCGGUGGGCGCGUUCCUGACACACAGCGGGUGGAACUCCACGCUGGAGAGCGUGUGCGGUGGCGUGCCGAUGCUAAGCUGGCCCUUCUUUGCAGAGCAGCAAACCAACUGCAGGUACACAUGA
Molecule: messenger RNA, 705 nt
Organism: Ananas comosus (pineapple)
Lineage: Eukaryota; Viridiplantae; Streptophyta; Magnoliopsida; Poales; Bromeliaceae
Product: 7-deoxyloganetin glucosyltransferase-like
Exons: 2
Coding region: 55-705 (216 amino acids)
Molecular function (GO): UDP-glycosyltransferase activity
Source: RefSeq, a predicted model, not a curated record